Messenger RNA from Macrobrachium nipponense, 4538 nucleotides. It is a transcript of the gene ste14, whose product is annotated as protein-S-isoprenylcysteine O-methyltransferase-like. The transcript is spliced from 3 exons. Gene Ontology annotation, cellular component: endoplasmic reticulum; membrane. The record is from RefSeq and is a predicted model, not a curated record. Gene Ontology annotation, biological process: C-terminal protein methylation. Lineage: Eukaryota; Metazoa; Arthropoda; Malacostraca; Decapoda; Palaemonidae. Gene Ontology annotation, molecular function: protein C-terminal S-isoprenylcysteine carboxyl O-methyltransferase activity. The coding region runs from base 1 to 873 and encodes 290 amino acids.
AUGGACAUGGAAUCAAAAUCUGAUGAUACUCGCCUCAUUCAGCAUUCCCGGGACAAGGAACAAAUGGAAUACCACCAGCUUCAUUACCCAACAGAACAUGUAUACCUUCCACAGCCACCACACUUCACCUAUCUAAUUUAUGAACUUAAUUGUAUAAAUUGUAUUAAACUUUUUUUUUUUCCCCCACAGGUUGCAGUUCGGGGAUGCUUUUUAGGUAGUGUCUGUGGUAUUGGUGUUAUUGUCAGUUUUUUGAGUCCAGUAUCAUUUCAAAUCUUUGGAUGGUACUUAGUAGUGCUUACAUUCUUCCACUACUCCGAGUAUCUCACCACAGCAAUUGGUAAUCCUCGCACUCUGAGCUUAGAUUCGUACCUUUUAAAUCAUAGCAUAUCAUAUGGAUUGGCAGCGGUAACGAGUUGGAUAGAAUUCUUCUUGGAGUGGUGGUUCCUUCCGGAGAUGAAAACUCAGUGGAUUCUCAGCAUCCUUGGUAUAAUUGUAUGUUUAUGGGGUGAAAUUGUAAGAAAAUCGGCUAUGUUAACUGCCAAGACAAAUUUCAACCAUAUCGUGCAAACAAAACGUGAAGAAGGACACGAACUUGUUACAUGGGGUGCUUACUCACUAUUUCGUCAUCCCAGCUAUGUAGGGUGGUUUUGGUGGAGUAUAGGUACUCAGCUGAUUCUUAUUAAUCCUUUUUGCACUCUUGCAUACACUGUUGCUGCUUGGACUUUCUUUUAUGAACGGAUAUAUUUUGAAGAGAUGACACUUAUUAAAUUUUUUGGUGAGAAAUAUCUUGAUUAUCAAAAGAAAGUGGGAACUGGUCUUCCAUUCAUUAAAGGUUAUCAGUAUACUCCAGUUUGUAUCAGAGGUGAGCAUUAGAGCACAAAAUAUGCACAAAGGUAAUGACUGAUAUAUGUACUGUAAUUUUAAUAUGUAUACCUAGUUGAAUUUAUAUGCACUGCUGUAAUUUAUGCAUAAUGGAUGGAGUGCCUGUUUAAUGCAAGAGUGGAUAUGUAUGAUUACAUACAUUUGGAGUGAUUUUAUAUCAAUAUUACUUUUAAUUACUCAAAUAUGCAUUAUUUGAAAAGAAAAACAUUAUGUUACAUUUGUAUUUUUCUGCAGAAGCAUAAGAUAAUAAACUUUUCAGAAGUGGCAUAAAUUACGGAUGGAGUACCAAGUGAGAUGAGCUACCCUAGAGAAACAGAGUAGCACUUUUACUAAAUCUCUUCUCUGUUUUGUUAAUCUGUAUGAAAAAAUGCAUAGCUCGAAAGUGAACUUUUUAUUUUUAAUUUUAAUGUACUAUUCUCUUCUAGUACCUUGCAACCUUUAAUUUUGUGAAAUGUUAAAUAUUUGUGUUGAUAGCACAUGCAUUAUUGUAUGCAUGUCUUCCAACAUAUACAUCUAUAACUUAUGUACUGUAUUCAUCAGUUACUGUAUCCAGUACUUCAGGAUGCCAUUUUCAUAUAGACAUUGUUUUAAGGUGUAAGUUUGAAAUUAUUGUCUUUCAGUUGACUAUCAGCAAUUAUACAAACAGGAGAGGAUGAUAAGAUGACAUUCAGCCAGCAUAUUGAACAGCUUAAUUACCUAGCAUUGUGAGAUUAUUCAUUGGUUUAAAAAGUUGAUGUAAUAUUUAGUGGAAUCCCUGCUUGUCAAAAUUAUAAUAUGGAAUUAUUUAUAAUGUGAGCACAUUCAUAGGGAACAAACAAAAAAGUUGAAUACUUGCUAAGCAAGCUUCCACAUUGUUAUAAAUAGAAAACAGAGCAGAUGUAUUUUGUACCUCCAGCAAUUUAAAAACAGUUUUGAUGUGAUGGAAGGUGGAAAUAAUGCAGUGUAAUGGACUACCUAAACCUAUUGGUAAAGCAGACACUAAGAAUAACAUUACCAAUGAAAGUGUUAUCCCCAUGUGUACUUUGUUAUAAAUGAAAUGCAACUUGAAAUUUUUAAGCACUGGCAGUUUUGAUAAAUUUUCAGCGUUUGUUCAGCUAUCACAUAUCUCAGUACUGAUUUUGUCAGUAGAAGACAACUUGCAUAUUACGUUUUUGGGAUUGGCUGAGCAUUGUCUGGGUAUCAUAAAAACUAGAUUAUCCAUUUGGAGAUUGUGGGGAAAGAAUCAUAAUUAUUUAUGUUCUUGCAUUAAGUUUUUUUCCUUUAUAAUGUUAAUUUUGUAAGCUUUCACUCUUAAUACCCACCUGGGCAAGAUAGUUGUCUGCAACUUAAUUCUUGAAGAUAUUUCUGGACCUCCCUACUGGUUAGUUUAUCUGGAAACCUUCACAAGUCUGGUGGCUUUUUAGGGUUCUUUCAUAUGAAUGAUUACUCAUUAUGCAUGCAGCAUCCUAACAUCUACAACAGGUAUCACCUGUAAGUUGUGCAUAACUUUAAUUCCAAUUCUUUAUAAUAAUUCAUCUUUUGACAUGGCCAUAGAAUUCAGUAAGCUCUUAAGCCCUCCUUAGCUAAUCCUGCAGAUAAAACCACCCUCAGUACACUAUCCUCCAUUCAUAAAAUGUAACUUCCCAACAUUUUAAGCUGGAUUUAAUUGGUAGUAGAAGUUUAGAGCUGUUGCCACCCUUUCUUCAGAGUAACUCAUCCUCACUUGAUACAAUAACAGGUACUCCACGCCACAAGUAGAUUUACCUUAAUUUUGAAGUUUAUUGUAUCCACCUUUCAAUGAUGAGAUGUAAGUGAAUUAGUGGGUAAAAUGGGAAAUUAUAUUUUUUGAUGUUUUUACAAGUUUCUGUAUGUUGGUAAUUUUGCAUUCGGCAUUGUUACCUAAUACCAUUAAUAAUUGCAAUUACCAUUUCUACUGUGUUCCAAGACAGAAAUUUUCUGGACAUUGCUGCACCAUUAUUUCAGUAAUUGAAAAUCUAAGGUGUUGCCAACAGAUACAUUUGCUUUCAUACCUCAUUGUAAGCAUAGUGUUGGAGCAGGGUUUUUUCCAGUCAUAAAACAUUGCAAACUGAGUUCUUUUUAAUUGGGAAUAGGUAUAAUUUCCAGUUUUUUUUUUUUACAUCACAUCUUUUGCUUUGCUCACUUACUAAUAAAGUUAAAAGAUAUAUGUUUUAUACAUAAUUUUUAUUACAGUUUUAGUGUAUUAGUAAUGACUAGUAUAGAUACAGUAUACUUUUUUAAGGUUAGCUUCCCUAGUCAUUGUUGUCUGUCCUGAUGGAUCCUAACAAAUUCAGUAUUGUAUGCCUUUUUAAAUUCCAUAUUUUGCUUUUACAUUAUUUUUCUCUAUAGUAUGUGACUAUCAACUUGGGAUCUUGUUCCCUCCAAUUAAGUCAAAGUCUCUGGAGUUGGUAACCUUAUUGCAGGUUUACAGUUUGUUGUAGGUACCCUGACAUUUACAGCUUUAUCAUGUAAAUCAAAUAGACCAGGUACUAUACUUUCAUUUUGUACUUGUAGAGACUUAUUUGCUGUAAACAUGAUAAACUGGUAAACUUUUAGUUUUACUGGUAUGAUUUUCAGAGUAAGCUGCCGUCUGAAAAUGAUGAAAUAUUUAUUUCUUUUGUUUUUUUGUCCAUUUCAAAUAGAAAUAACACUGCUAAACAUUAAGAAUGUAACUGUUAUCUAAUUUUGUAAUUGUUUUACAGGUUUAUUUUGAUGAGAACAGAAUUAUACUCUAUAUACAAUUAAUCAUCUCACAAAAUAAGACAUGGCGCAGCAAAGUUAUUAAUAUUAACAGAACCUCCUGAAGGAAAACUAAAAUAAUUAUACUGUACCUGAUUUGGCCCUAGACAGUGUAUUGAUGUUGCUUUGUCUGGAAGUGACUUUUGGGUCCCAUUUAUUGUGUAGCAGUGCAAUAUAAAUAAUUACAGAAAAUUUGGAUUUAAAUCCAGACCAACAUUUUAUGUCAAUAAUGCUCUCAACAACUAUAUUUAACUGAAGGACAUUAGUCACUGUCAUCAGAUAUAAAUUGAUAUGGUUUAUAAAAUGCUGCAUGAAACUACACAACAUACAUAAUUGGCAGUUACCUGGAAAUUGGUAAGAGGCUUUCUACUGGAUUGAUUUUCAAUUAAAGACAUGCUAUAAUUGCAAAUAACAAGAUGUACACUUGUCAUUAAUGUCUGUGCUCUAUACUAUUAAGUUGAUAGCUUUAGUGAAGAUAUGGUAUGUUAAUACGCAUUGUACUGUAUAUUAAAUAAUCUUAAGAGUAAGGUAAAGACUGUUACAGAUUAAUGCUAUGUAGUAUUAAUUUAUAGAUUGUGGUAUUUAUACUAACAGUAUUUUGACAAGUGUUAGAUUUAGAUUUAGGAAUCUUUUUGAUGCCAAAUGUAUAUUAGAUGGUGUGAUAUAGGUUACUGGAACAAUUAAUGAUAUAGCACAUUGCUGUAUUAUAGUAAUAAGGGUAAUGCUGUAAUGAAUUUGUAGUGUACGUAGAUGUUUGAAUGAGAGUAUUUAAGUAUGGCAACACCUUUUCCUGUACUACAAAAAUUAGAUUCAUAAUGCUGCAGUCUGGAAUGCUGACCUUUCUAAACAAAAAUUAAUUGUUACAGUUUUGAUGUGUCAAUGAUUGUUAUUUACCUACUGAUUAAUAAUAGACAAUUGAA